GAGUUGAGUGUCCCGCGCGCGCCUGCUGCUGGACUGGAGCGCUGGUUCCCGCUGCUCGGGGCACCAGCGGGUGCGGCGCUGCGGGCGCGGAUCCGGGCGCGACGCCUGCGCGUGCUGCCGUCGGAGCGCUACAAGGAGCUGGCCGAGUUCCUCACUUUCCACUACGCGCGCCUCUGUGGGGCGCUCGAGCCCGCUCUGCCUGCUCAGGCCAAGGAGGAGUUGGCAGCCGCCAUGGUGCGUGUGCUGCGGGCCACCGGACGGGCGCAGGCAUUGGUGACAGACCUGGGCACUGCAGAACUGGCACGCUGCGGAGGCCGCGAGGCACUGCUUUUCCGAGAAAACACAUUAGCUACUAAGGCCAUUGAUGAGUACAUGAAGCUGGUGGCACAGGAUUAUCUCCAGGAGACCUUGGGGCAGGUCGUGCGGCGUCUCUGUGUCUCCACUGAGGACUGUGAAGUGGACCCCAGCAAGUGCUCCACCUCAGAGCUGCCCGAACACCAGGCCAGACUCCAAAACAUCUGUGAGGAGGUCUUUGAAACCAUCGUCCACUCCUACGACUGGUUCCCAGCAGAACUGGGAACCGUGUUCUCAGGAUGGCGAGAAGUGUGCAAAGCACGUGGGUCUGAGGCACUAGGCCCCAGACUGGUGUGUGCCUCUCUCUUCCUGCGGCUCCUGUGCCCCGCCAUCCUGUCACCCAGCCUCUUUGGCUUGGCACCAGAGCACCCAGCACCUGGCCCAGCUCGCACCCUCACCUUGAUCGCCAAGGUCAUUCAGAACCUUGCCAACCAUGCACCGUUUGGUGAGAAGGAAGCCUACAUGGGCUUCAUGAACAGCUUCCUGGAGGACCAUGGACCCGCCAUGCAACGCUUCCUAGACCAGGUGGCUGUGGUAGAUGUGGACGCUGCACCUAGUGGUUACCAGGGCAGUGGUGACCUGGCCCUCCAGUUGGCAGUCCUGCAUGCCCAACUCUGUACGAUCUUUGCUGAACUUGACCAGGCAACCUGUGACAGCUUGGAACCGCUGCCCACCAUCCUACGAGCCAUUGAGGAGGGCCGGCCUGUACCUGUGUCUGUGCCAAUGCGUCUCCCACUAUCUGUGGCCCAGGUCCACUCCAGUUUCUUCGCAGGGGAGAAGCCCGGCUUUCUGGCACCCCGCGAUCUCCCCAAGCAUACUCCCCUCAUCUCCAAGAGUCAGUCUCUGCGCAGCUUUCAGGGGGCUGGGUGUUGGGCAGAGCGGCGGCGGAAUGAGGAGCGGCCCCCGCGGCGGCCCCGGCCAGUGCAGCGCACGCAGAGCGUCCCCGCCAGACGCCCAGCCCGCCGCCGUCCAUCUGCAGAGCCCCGGCCACGACCCAAAGGUUUCCUACGCACCAGCUCCGCGCCCCGCUGCCGGCCCCGGACCGGGGCUUCCGCCUCUUUGCCUCGAAAGCCGUCGGUGCCCUGGCAGCGCCAGCUGGACCAGCCACGGGACCGAGAUCAGGCGCUGGGGGGCACGCACCGACCAGUGGGCAAGCUGGCAGAGCUACAGUGCGAGGUGGCUGCUCUGCGCGAGGAGCAGAAAACGCUGUCCCGCCACGUGGAGUCGCUGAGCACCCACAUCCGGGCCUUGACCGAGCAGCAGGAACAGCUGCGCCGCCAGCUGCAGGAACUGGACUCUAGGCUCAGAGCUGGGACUUCGGAGCUUGAUCCAGAGGGUAGUCUUCCAAGGACCGAGGGCCACAGACUGAAAACUCUGGAGCGUCGCCUGACUGAGAUGGAGCGAACUCAGGUCCAGCUAAGAGAUGCUGUCCAGAGCCUACAGCUUCUUCCAAGAAUAUCAGAGUCUCAGAGCCAGCCCCUGUCCCCCAAAGCACCAUGCAUCAAUGGAGACACCACCUGAAAUGCCCAUCCUACCCCACAUCGUCUGGGAGCCAGCCAAGAGAUAGCCAUCUUGGGGGGUUGAUGUCUAAAGCCCACAUAAUCCCUACAUGGAGAGUAGAAGUGGAGGUACUUACCACUCUGGUACUCUGAGGUUGCCCAGUAAAAUCUUGAUUUCAGCCCCUAAGCAUUGCUAAAGAGAGAGUCCCCCUGCCUCCUAUUCAGUUCUUCAAUUCUCCCCUAAUUUGAGGUAUAAUGGGGAAAGACAUGUUAGCAGAUUCUAACUAGCUGUGUGACCUCAGGGCAUCACUGUAGGAUCCUCCACUCCCUCAUCUGCAAGAUGGAUCUAAAGUUCCCUACACAGUGAAGACCCUUAGUUAAAGGUAUCAAAUAAAGGGUAUUUGAC
Molecule: messenger RNA, 2259 nt
Organism: Castor canadensis (American beaver)
Lineage: Eukaryota; Metazoa; Chordata; Mammalia; Rodentia; Castoridae
Gene: Rasal3
Product: RAS protein activator like 3
Biological process (GO): regulation of GTPase activity
Source: RefSeq, a predicted model, not a curated record